UCUCCUCUUCAUUACAUCCCAUGUUCACUACUACUACUACUACUCAAAAACAAAAACCUUCUCUCUAAAACUCUCUUCAAUUCUAAUAAUUCCCAUAAAAUUAAUUAGUCAGUGAGAAAACUUGAAAAUGUCUACCAUUGUUUACCAAGAAUUACAACCUUGUUGUAAUAGUAACAUUGAUUCCAGAACUCUGAGCCUCAAAGUCAAUAAUCCGUUAAAUCUUGAAAAAUCGAGUAGUAACGGCGGUUGGAGCUCCAUUGAGACUCUACCAAGUAAAGUAGACGGGAAAGCGAAAGAAGAGGCUAUAUAUGUUCACCCACUUGUUAAACGGUCAUCAUACAUGCUCAGUGAAAAAAGUCUACAAAUGUGUACGGAAAGCCUAGGAUGCGAGACCGGCACUUGUGACAUGGUAAGUCUCGAUAGCCUCUUCCCUUCGUCGUCGUCGUCGUCGUCGCGAUCAUCGUCAUCGACUAUAAAAGCGACGAUGAAAGUAAGAACACCGCGACAAAAGUUUGAUAUAAGGAAACAAUUCUCAUUUGAUCAAGGGAACUUUCCGCCUCCCUUGACCACCAUUAGUGGGUCGAGUAAUACUACUAUUCGUGUUAAACAAUAUCGUGAAGAUGGCCGAUUAGUAAUUGAAGCUGUUUCAUCCCCUACAGUUCAGCCUUGUAUGCAAGCGGAACGUUGUGAUGGCCGACUAAAGCUGUCCAUGUUAAGGGUGCCUUCGUCAGACAUUAACGACGAUGACAAUGACAAUGACAAUGACAACGACAACGACAACGAAGAUAAUUGUCAAGAGAAUACUGGUAAUGGGGUUGAAAAUGAAUUGGUACAAAAUGAAGAAAAAAAGGUUGGUAAGGAAGAAUAUGAGGAAUGUAACAAAAGUGAUGCAAAUAUGAUAGAGGAUAUGAAUGGAAUUAAAGUAGAGUUAAGGGUUAAAUUGGGAAAACAAAAGAUUCAAAGACCAACUAGAUGCAAAGAAAGAGGUCAGAGAUUAAUCAAUUGGGAGCCUUUUUGGGUGGCUACUUGAAAAGAAAAAGAGAGAAACUUUUUUUGUACCCUCCAUUUCUCCUGGCUUUUGCUUCAUUCAUGUAAUUGUUAUGGGUUCACUCUUGAAUAUAAAUAGUCACUUUUAUUUGGGUUUA
This is a messenger RNA of Spinacia oleracea (spinach), 1145 nucleotides long. Its product is annotated as protein FANTASTIC FOUR 1. NCBI's taxonomy places the organism in Eukaryota, Viridiplantae, Streptophyta, Magnoliopsida, Caryophyllales, Amaranthaceae. Bases 128 to 1030 code for a protein of 300 amino acids. The record is from RefSeq and is a predicted model, not a curated record. The transcript has a single exon.